Molecule: messenger RNA, 855 nt
Organism: Amphimedon queenslandica
Lineage: Eukaryota; Metazoa; Porifera; Demospongiae; Haplosclerida; Niphatidae
Product: macrophage-expressed gene 1 protein-like
Exons: 1
Coding region: 1-855 (284 amino acids)
Source: RefSeq, a predicted model, not a curated record
AUGGAUGCAAUGCCUGGCCUUGGAUUUGAUAACCUUCGUAAUAUUGAACUGGGUCAGGUAUACAGUAGGAAUUACUCCAGUUGUCAAAUCUCUAAUGAUGGCCGUUACCUCCUGCCUGAUAAUAUCAAUUUGAUUCCUGUUCUUAAGAGUGAAAUCGAUACAUCUGCCAAGGUUUUUCGACAUUAUAAUGAAUACACAUCUUCAUCAAGCUACUCCAUUAAUGUUGAAGCUAGUGCAAGUUAUGGCUGUGCACAUGCUAGUGGCAAAUUCUCAAUGGAGCACCAGGAUACAAAAAAGAAAAUGGCCAGCUCAAAAUCAAGUUCAGUUAGAAUUGGACUCAGGCACCAUCUUUAUUCAGUUCACGUUAAUCCUGAUAGCCAGUUGCAUCCUUCCUUUAAGUCCAGAUUGAUGGAUCUUGCUGCUCACAUUCAAAACAAUGACACUCAAAUGGCUCAUUAUCUCUCUGAUCUGAUAGUAAGGGAUUACGGGACUCAUGUUGUGACGAGUGUUGAAACAGGUGGUGCUCUCUAUCAGACUAGCUUUGUUUCACAAGACUCUACUCAAGAAGGUGACACUUCAGGACAUUCUGUUGAUAUUAGUGCUUCAGUUGGAGCAACAUUCAUAGCCACUUUCUCCAUAAGCACUAAUAUUGGUUGGUCUAAAUCCGAUUCUAAUGAGCAAAGCAAUAGUAAAACUAAACAUCAUGUUCGUACAUCAACUCAUGGUGGUCCUCCUUUUAAAAUGGAAAAUUUCAGCUAUACUGACUGGCAAAAUGGACUAAUGAAUAAUCUUGUGAACUAUCGAUCGUCGUGGUCAGCCCCUCUCAUUUGCUAUGACUACUGCAAAUUUACCUGA